Spea bombifrons (plains spadefoot toad) is the source of this 1632-nucleotide messenger RNA. Its product is annotated as solute carrier family 2, facilitated glucose transporter member 9-like. The transcript is spliced from 12 exons. Gene Ontology annotation, molecular function: hexose transmembrane transporter activity. Gene Ontology annotation, biological process: monosaccharide transmembrane transport. The record is from RefSeq and is a predicted model, not a curated record. NCBI's taxonomy places the organism in Eukaryota, Metazoa, Chordata, Amphibia, Anura, Pelobatidae. Gene Ontology annotation, cellular component: membrane. The coding region runs from base 1 to 1491 and encodes 496 amino acids.
AUGGCGAACUUAUCAAAUGAGCUGGUUCAGUACAGGGGGCUCUUCCUGUUUAUUCUUGUGCUGGGCAUUGGAGGCACAUUUCAGUACGGCUUCAACAUUUCCGUAAUGAAUGCCCAUUCUCCGUUCAUGAAAGCCUUCAUCAACCAGACAUGGAUAAGAAGGUACGCAACACCAAUCCCACCGGAAACACUGACCCUGAUUUGGUCCUUUGUGGUGUCUGUUUUCAGCAUUGGUGGACUGAUUGGAUCUACUGCUUCUGGAUACUUUAUAGGGAAAUUUGGGAAGAAGAAGUGUCUGCUGUAUAACUGCCUACUGCCACUGGCCAGUGCUUUGCUUGUGGGAUUGAGCCGUACAGUCAACAGCAUUGAAAUGAUCAUGGUUGGACGCUUCCUUUGUGGCUUUUAUUCAGGUUUGGGAAUUAAUGUCCAUGCACAGUUUGCUGGAGAUAUCGCACCCCGCAAACUACGUGGAUUCAUCAAUGCCACUGGCCCCUUGUUUGUAACUCUGGGCAAACUAUUUGGGCAGAUUGUUGGACUCAGGGAGCUUCUGGGCGCAGAGGAAAUGUGGCCUUAUCUAAUGUCUGCAAGUGCCAUCCCUGCACUCAUCCAGUUAGCAACACUUCCCUUCUUUCCAGAAUCUCCUCGGUACCUCCUUAUUGACAAGAGUGACAAAGACGGCUGUCUUAAAGCUAUGAAAAAGUACUGGGGGAAUCACAACUACCAAGCAGAGAUUGACAACAUGCUGUCAGAAAAAGAAAUCUGUAGGACAACAAAGACCAUGAAUGUGCUGGAACUUGUACGCGAUCGCUCAAUGCGAUGGCAGCUCUAUGUUGUGAUCUGUAUUAGCCUCGCUCUCCAGCUUUCUGGGAUCAAUGCAAUCUAUUAUUAUGCAAACAGUGUGUUUGUUACAGCUGGCCUGCCUGUGGAGCAGAUCCCCUAUAUGUCUCUGGGCAUGGGGAGCUGUGAGGUUCUGUCUUCAAUGUUAUGCACUAUACUAAUUGAGCGUUGUGGAAGAAAGACUCUCUUACUGGGCAGUUAUGGACUUAUGGGUGUAAUGCUGGCUCUCCUCACUGUCACGUUGUCUCUUCAGGGAUGGUAUAGCUGGAUCCCAUACUGCAGUGCUGUCCUUAUUUUCCUUUACACUUUGUUCUUUGGUGUAGGACCAGGGGCCGUCACACUAUCUGUGGUUAUAGAAAUGUGCAGUCACUCAUCUCGCCCUGCAGUAUUUGUUAUUAUCAGUAGCCUCAACUGGAUCGGCAUGUAUGUCAUUGGAGUGGCAUUCCCUUAUGUAGUGGCCAGCCUGAAUCAAUUCUGCUUCCUCAUCUUCCUUACCUGUAUUUUAGUGUCUGGGAUAUUCCUGUUUGUCUUCCUCCCAGAGACAAAAGGGAAAUCGUUACAGCAAAUUACAGAAGAAUUUAAUCGAUUCAACUUCAGAGAAAAAAACUCCAAGGACACAGCUGAAAUUUCUGAAAAGAUAGAAACUAGUGUGUGAUCCAUGUCAUUCCAGAUUUUCUUUUAUAUAACUCUGCAUCUGAGAUGGAUGAGCAGAGGAACGUGUGUAGGAAUGCAUUUUUCUUGUGAUUUAUGUCAACAUUGCACAAUAGAAAUAUUGCACUGGGAAAAAUAGUAACAA